Messenger RNA from Brassicogethes aeneus, 2428 nucleotides. The record is from the annotation of a GenBank genome assembly. Lineage: Eukaryota; Metazoa; Arthropoda; Insecta; Coleoptera; Nitidulidae.
AAAAAACAAGCAAAAACGAAUUAUCGGUUUAGUUUGUUGAAAUUGUUCAUCGAUGAGUGAAUUAUUGCGGUUAAUUUGUAGCAGUAAUGGAAAUAACUGUUAAAAUAAAAUAAAAUAAAUAAAAAAUGGAUUCAGAGAACUUAAGAAAGACUGUUCUCUUGAAAGAAAAUGCGAAGGAUAAUCAAUGUGGCAUAAAAAUUAAUCUGGAAUUGCCGGAUACUAUUUCCACAAUAACAUUACGAAACAGUUUGGAUUUGGACGAUAAAUCCAACGAGUUAUUUCAAAUUGAGGACAAUGCACAAGAAGAAAUCAAUAAUAAUGAUUGGAAAAUAUGUGCCAAACACUUCAAACUCUUUAUAUUAAUCUCCCUGUGGUUAGUUUGCAGCAGUUCAUUGAUGGUAAACAAUGUUAAAGUUCAGGACAUGCAUCAGAUCAGUGUUCCGAAAGAGAGCACUGAAAGCUAUGUCAUACUGAAGAAACCCAAGGAUAACAAAGUGACAGUGAUGCUGGCGGGAGCUCUUCUGCCGCCGUAUUACGGAAACCUCUCCAAACACUGGAUGACAGUCUACAUACAGUUGAUAGUUUUGAACAAAAUGCCUAUUGAUAAAGAUAGAAGUAUAGAGGAGUCCAACAUCAUUCUCUUGCAAAAUGUCUCCAAAAUUUGGCAUGUUCCUUUGGUAACGGAAAACUUAAUUGGGGUGGUACCUGAGGUUAAGUUGAAGAACGUUUUCAAGCUGUCCCCGCACCAAAUAGAAAACACGACGGUUAAUUUGCUUCAAAUUCAGUUCAGUACGAACCUGCAAACGAACUUUCCUGUUUCUGUGGGCUACAACUUGCACCCUAUAAACACUGACGACGGCAUCAUCUAUGCUGCCCUUGUUUUGGUUGGGCUCUACAUCCUAAUCAUCUUUGAUAUUAUUCACCGAACGUUGGCUGCAAUGCUGGCCAGUACGAUUUCCUUGGCAAUUUUGGCAGCCAUGAGUGCUAGACCAACAAUGUCCGAAAUCGUUUCAUGGAUAGAUAUCGAGACAAUUAUGCUGCUUUUUUCCAUGAUGACCCUUGUCACCAUAUUCAGCGAAACUGGGGUUUUCGAUUACAUGGCUGUCAAAGCUUUUGAGUUUACAGGUGGAAAAGUUUGGCCUUUAAUAAACGUGAUUUGUAUCAUAACCACGAUAUUUUCCAGUCUACUGGACAAUGUUACCACAGCUCUCCUGGUAACUCCGGUAACAAUAAAGCUUUGUGAGGUUAUGAAGCUAAACCCUGUUCCAAUACUUAUGUACACGAUCAUAUUUGAUAAUAUUGGAGGGUCCCUUACGCCCAUUGGUGAUCCUCCAAAUGUUAUAUUGGCCUCAAAUGCCGCAGUUAAGGCUUCUGGCGUCAAUUUUGGAGUUUUCACCAUGCACAUGGGUGCAGGUGUUAUUUUGAGCUUGGUUGUGGUUUACAUACAACUAAGAUACAUCUACAGCAACCCUUCCAACUUUAAAUACUCUUUACCGAUUGAAGUGGAAGAGUUAAAAAGGGAAAUAGCUGUCUGGCAAAGAACAGCCGCCUCUGUGGCUAGUUACAGCAAGGAUGAGGAAGCAGUCAAGGAGUCCCUGAUUAAAAAAUCAGAAAAACUGAAAGGGCUGCUACAACAUACAAUGCACAAUACGAGUGCUCUUUCUGAUAUAUAUCGAAACAAUUUGGAAACCUUGAAGAUAAAGUAUCCCAUUAAAGACAAAAUGCUUUUGAUCAAAUCCGGUGGAACUCUUUGCUUGGUUAUCUUCGUGUUCUUCCUGCAUUCCAUUCCAGCAUUCAGUAAGUUGGGUUUGGGAUGGACAUCGUUACUGGGAGCUCUGUUGCUUCUACUUUUGUACGAUAAGGACGAUAUCGAAAGCAUUUUCAAUAGAGUGGAAUGGGCAACUUUGCUCUUCUUUUCUUCUUUGUUUAUUUUGAUGGAGGCUUUGUCUCAACUGGGACUCAUCGACUGGAUCGGAAAACAAACCCAAGCCAUCAUAAUGUCAGUGAGCCCAGACUCAAGACUGACUGUGGCUAUAAUUCUGAUGUUAUGGGUGUCUGGGUUAGCGUCUGCGUUCGUAGACAAUUUACCAUUGACCACCAUGAUGGUAAGGAUAGCCACCGACUUGUCCGAUAAUAGAGAGUUGAACCUUCCUUUGCAACCCUUGAUUUGGGCCUUGGCUUUUGGGGCCUGCUUUGGAGGUAACGGUACUUUAUUCGGGUCUUCAUCGAACAUAGUAUGUGCUGGUAUAGCAGAACAGCAUGGGUACCGUUUCUCAUUUCUGGAAUUUAUGAAGGUUGGAGUUCCAGUAAUGUUUUUAAGUUUAAGCGUAGUAACAGUUUAUCUUUUAAUAUGUCAUGUGGUUUUUGAGUGGCAUUAAUGUAUUGUUAUUUUUAAUUUGUUAAUAAAUAUUUAAAAUUGUUGUUUUAA